Molecule: messenger RNA, 2306 nt
Organism: Hippopotamus amphibius kiboko
Lineage: Eukaryota; Metazoa; Chordata; Mammalia; Artiodactyla; Hippopotamidae
Gene: GADD45A
Product: growth arrest and DNA damage inducible alpha
Exons: 4
Coding region: 1137-1634 (165 amino acids)
Biological process (GO): regulation of cell cycle
Cellular component (GO): nucleus; cytoplasm
Source: RefSeq, a predicted model, not a curated record
AAAGGACGCUGAGGGCAUAUUGAGAGCAUUCUGAAAUUAGACAUGUAGCUUGUGUGGGUGUCAGACAUUUGUCUCUUAGCUGGUGCCCUGCAGAAGGAUCCUCCUUCCGAAAAGGCUGUCUGAGAAAGGUGAAAUGGGGUUGUAAGGCUAGGAUACACACAUGUGGUAACCAGCUCCUCCUGAACGUGGUUUUCCAGAGUUACCCUGGGCAGGUGGGAAGCCUCUUUGCUUUCUGUGGAAAAGAUUCCAACUUGGUUCCCUGCCACCACCAAAUACAAAUGUGUUGAUUUUUCUUUUUUGAGCUUCCAACUCUUGCAACCUUCCAAAAAUAAAUCAAACCAGCCAUCAGGGCACCAAAAUAAUACUACUACUAAUAAGCAGCUUUGCCUAGACUUACAUAAACAACACUUCUGAGGUAAACUUUGCCCCAGAAUUCUGGACACACUCUUUUUAUGUAACCUGCUUACUAAUAAUUAGUAGACUUGGGUGCAUUAACCUUGAAAAUAGAUUUUAAUAGCAGGCCCCAAAACAAAAGACAUGAAACGACAAUUAAAAAAAAAAAGUGCACCAACUAGAAUAACACUAGCAUCCAGCUCCAGGCUAAGCUGAAGACGCCCUCCUCUCCCCCGGCAAAGACCUCCUCUCCAGCCACCCAGCCAACAGGAGGAGAGUAGGAUCGGGACCCCGCCCUUCCCUAGCCUCUCUCCGCCCCGCCCCCUAGGCGGGCCUUCCUCAUGGCCCCUCCCUCUUCCGCUCCUCUCAGCCUGCUUCCAGGACCUGAGGUCAAAUUGUCGGAGCAGGCUGAUUUGCAUAGCCCAAUGGCUGCGCGUAUGCAAAUCAGGCGGGUGGUGGUUGGCUGGCGGUUGGCAGGAUAACUCCGGCGAGCGGGGCCUUUGUCCUUCAGUGGCUGUGAGGCAGCUGCCGUGUCGGUGUCGUGGACUGUGGCGAGGCGGGUGACCGAGAGCCGGCGGGCGGGCGGGCGAGCGAGCAAGGGGGGCGGGAGGGGCGGACGGCGCGGCGGCGGCGGGUGCUGGAGGAGCCUGCGAGGGAGUGCAGCGAGCAGGCGCCCGCGCGUCCGCGGUGGCAGGAGCAGCCCGCACGCCGCUCUCUCUCUGUGGGGGACCUGCAGUUGCAAUAUGACUUUGGAGGAAUUCUCGGCUGGAGAGCAGAAGACCGAAAGGAUGGAUAAGGUGGGGGAUGCCCUCGAGGAAGUGCUCAGCAAAGCCCUGAGUCAGCGCACCAUCACCGUCGGGGUGUACGAGGCGGCCAAGCUGCUCAACGUCGACCCAGAUAACGUGGUGCUGUGUCUGCUGGCGGCAGACGAGGACGACGACAGGGACGUGGCUCUGCAGAUCCACUUCACCCUGAUCCAGGCGUUCUGCUGCGAGAACGACAUCGACAUCCUGCGCGUCAGCAACCCGGGCCGGCUGGCCGAGCUCCUGCUCCUGGAGAGUGACGCGGGGCCCGCGUUGAGCCAGGGCGCCGAACAGCCCCCGGAUCUGCACUGCGUGCUGGUGACGAAUCCACAUUCAUCACAGUGGAAGGAUCCUGCCUUAAGUCAACUUAUUUGCUUUUGCCGGGAAAGUCGCUACAUGGACCAGUGGGUUCCGGUGAUUAAUCUCCCUGAACGGUGAUGGCAUCUGAAUGAAAAUAACUGAACCAAAUUGCACUGAAGUUUUGAAAUACCUUUGUAGUUACUCAAGCAGUUACUCCCUACACUGAUGCAAGGAUUACAGAAACUGAUGUCAAGGGGCUGAGUGAGUUCAACUACAUGUUCUGGGAGCCCGGAGAUAGAUGACUUUGCAGAUGGAAAGAGGUGAAAAUGAAGAAGGAAGCUCUGUGGAAACAGAAAUACAAGUCAAAAGGAACAAAAAUUACAAAGAACCAUGCAGAAAGGAAAACAAAACUAUGUAUUAAUUUAGGAUGGUUGAGUUACAUUUAAAUAAACCAAGUAUGCUUUGUCAAAGUUUAAAUGUGUGGCAGUAGUUUGGGUAAUUUUGGUUUAUAUGCCCUCAAGUAAAAAGAAAAAAAAAAAAAGCAGAAAGGGUUAAUCAUAUUUUAAAACCAUAUUUUAUUGUAUUUUGAUGAGAUGUUAAAUUCUCAAAGUUUUAUUAUAAAUUGUACUAAGUUAUUUUAUGACAUGAAAGGUUAUUUAUGCUAUAAAUUUUUUGAAACAAUACCUACAAUAAACUGGUAUGGAAUAAUUGCAUCAUUUCUUAAUGUGUGCUUUUGUUUCUCUUAACUUGGACUUUAUUUUCUUAUAAACAACUUUUUUUAAUACAGAAAAAUUAAAACCCUUGUGAAAU